CUUGUGUCAAAGCGCAACGACACGGUUCCUUUCAUCUGUGAGAAAGCCAGAUUUGGAGGGCGAGUCAUAUUUGAUGAAGAAAGCACUGAUGGAAAGGACUGUCGAGAGGGUACCUGCGGCAGAGUUGCAAGCAUAUUACAAGAGCCUGUUUUGGCCUUAUGGUAACACACCUUCGCGACAAGACCGAGACUCGUGUUAUUGCAGCAUGAUCGUGGCUCGAAUGCCUACGCCAAAGAGUGGGAGGCUUUAUGGCAACAGCAGCCCCCAGGUUCCGCACCAAGAAUGA
This is a messenger RNA of Periconia digitata, 286 nucleotides long. Lineage: Eukaryota; Fungi; Ascomycota; Dothideomycetes; Pleosporales; Periconiaceae. The record is from the annotation of a GenBank genome assembly.